CACACCGAGUCUGAUCAGAUCCCCGUGGUUUAUCCUGCUCAACGAGUCUUCCGCAGAUCCUGGUCCCGGGGGACAGUCGGAUCCGAGAUGAACUGGAGGACCGUUCUGCUCGGAUUCUGCGCGAUAUCGAUGCUGGUAGCCGACGUGUCGGCGAACGGCAACAGCACGUGGGACAAGAAGAAGCAUAGGACCAACAAGAAGCUCAAGAAGGACUUCCGGAAGCUGAAGAAACAGGACGGCGCGGUGAAGCUCGUGGGCGGACGCCACGGCCACGAAGGAAACGUGGAAAUACUUCACGACGGGAAAUGGGGCAGCGUGUGCGACGACGAAUGGGAUUACUUGGAGGCCAGUGUGGUUUGCAGGCAAUUAGGCUUCGACGGUGCAAUUAAACCGACGGUGAACGGCCACUUCGGCCAGGCCAGAAGAAGAUACUGGAUGGACAACGUGUACUGCGACGGCAGCGAGGACGAGCUCUCGAAAUGUCGGUUCGACGGAUGGGCCACUUCCGAUUGCGAGAGCAGCGAGGCGGCCGGUGUAAUUUGCGCCCGCGAAGACCAGGACGAGGUGGGGGAAACGACGGCCAAGAAGAAGCCCAAAAGGAAGCCGGAGAAGUCGAGAAUCAAGGAUAUCCAUCAGCAAGGAGUGGCGAUAAGGCUGGCCGGUGGACGUGUGCACUCCGAAGGCAGAGUCGAGGUCAAGCUAGGAAUCUCAGAUUGGGGUGUCGUCUGCGGUGACGGUUGGUCUCUAUUCGAGGCGGCGGUGGUUUGCCGGCAAUUGGGCCUCGGUUACGCCUCCGACGCCGUGCAGACCAACUUCUUCGGCGGCGAGAGGGCCCCGAUGGCAAUCGGCGGGGUGCAGUGUCGCGGGGACGAGAACAGUCUGACCGAGUGUCUGCACGACAAGUUUCUCGACUGUCCAGGAACCGCUGAAAAUGUGGCAAGCGUGGUAUGUCACCGAGAAAUGCCGGACCUGGUCUUCGAUCACCUGGAGCUGAUGCGAACCGCUUAUUUGGAAGACCGACAGCUUUAUUGGCUGCAGUGCGCGAUGGAGGAGAACUGCGUGGCCUCGCCAGCCUACAAGAUACAAAGGGAGUCGGAAAACUGGCAUCUGGAGACAAGGAGGCUGCUCCGAUUCACCGCGAGGAUCCUGAACGCCGGAACCGCGGACUUCCGACCCUCUGUUCCGAAACACCUCUGGGAAUGGCAUAUGUGUCACAUGCAUUACCACUCGAUGGAGGUGUUCGCUACGUUCGACGUGUUCGAUGGGAACGGGACCAGGCUUGCCGAAGGGCACAAAGCGUCUUUCUGCUUGGAGGACAAUCAGUGCAUGCCGGGCGUCGAGCCCAGGUACAAAUGCGCCAAUUACGGUGACCAAGGAAUUUCAGUAAACUGCAGCGACGUGUACAAGCACAAUAUCGAUUGCCAGUGGGUGGACAUAUCGGAGCUCCAGCCCGGACAGUACACGUUUAAGGUCGCGGUGAAUCCGGAGUUCAAAGUGGGCGAAAUGUCGUUCGACAAUAACGCGGCGAUUUGUCGCCUCCUCUACACGGGAACCUUUGCCACUGUGCAUGGUUGCGUCAUGGGCCGGCCUUGACACGGGGCUAUUACGCCAGUGAUAACGUCGCCGUGGCUCGAUGACGAGAGGCGGACGAGAAGAAAGAAUCGAAACGGGCACGAUAACGGACCGUUGUCAAUCUAUCCGGCAGCGAUUCGUUCUGUUCUAACUCGCACUCAACAAUAAACUGCCAUUCUCAGCAA
Molecule: messenger RNA, 1757 nt
Organism: Megalopta genalis
Lineage: Eukaryota; Metazoa; Arthropoda; Insecta; Hymenoptera; Halictidae
Product: lysyl oxidase homolog 3
Biological process (GO): peptidyl-lysine oxidation
Cellular component (GO): membrane
Molecular function (GO): copper ion binding; protein-lysine 6-oxidase activity
Source: RefSeq, a predicted model, not a curated record